This is a messenger RNA of Coregonus sp. 'balchen', 429 nucleotides long. The record is from the annotation of a GenBank genome assembly. Lineage: Eukaryota; Metazoa; Chordata; Actinopteri; Salmoniformes; Salmonidae.
AUGAACCAGAACACCAGGCUCCCUGACGUCUUCAACCCCAGCUAUGAGGAUCCCACCGAGCCAUCCUGGGCUAGUAGGCCCUCCUCUGGGUACGACCCGGUUGCCAAAUUCUUCAACUUCCUGCCUCCCGUGCUGGAAAGGCCUGAGUACCUCAACAUGGCCCGCAGUACCCUCCCUCGCGCCGUCUGCGAGCGCAUGGACAACCCAGACUACCAGGAGGACUUCCUGCCUCAGGCCACGCCCACCAGUAGUCACUUCCUGCCUGCGGCAGAGAACCUGGAGUACCUCGGGUUGAGCGCUGCUGUACAUGCCCCUGUACGCUACGGGUCUCCUCCCACAGAACACAGGGACAGUGAAGGACUAUGGGUACUAAAGGAACUUGGAUGGAGACGAUGUGGGACAUCAGGGAAGGGUUUGGAGGGAUUAUAG